AACCUAAUUCUUGGUUAGGGUUAUCACUUCAUACUACUGAAGCCAAAAAUUUUUUUGAUCACAUGUAGAAGCCUGCCACUAAAAAGUUCGUGAGCGCAGCAUUAGAAGAUUUUGAGCAUAAAAGUCUAUGGCACGUAAUAGGUAAACUUAGUAGGUGUCAGGACAAAAGGACAGAUUAGCCAAAAUGGAAGAAGAACGUGUACCAAUAUCAACAUCAAAUGGAACAGCAUCCAUUGAAUAUACAAAGUCAAAUUUUGAAGUUCAUAAUUUUGCCACAGAAAUUGCUGAAACACCUGUACAUUUCCAAGUUUUGAAGAUGGAUAACAGUGUGUUCCUAUGGAUAGGUUCAGGGACAGAUCCAACAUUCAGUGACUUGGGAAUGGCAUUAAACUCGAGCUGUGACAGAUUGCCUCUGUUUACAAGACUUAUGGGAUCCAACACUGACAUGACGUCAUUGAACAUUGCCUGUCGAUUAUCAAAGAAGUUAGAAAGAGCAGUAUAUGUGAGCUACAAUCUGCCAUCUGACAGACUGAUCUUGCCAGCUGUUGAAAAACGACUACAAGAGGAAGUUACGGCACAUCCUGAAAAGUUUGGUAGUAUCUGAUUUUUACAAAUGUGAGGAAACUGUGCUUGGUAUUGGAUAAUAUGCAGAAACUGCAUUAUGGGUGUGUUCAAAUAUGGUCUUUGUCUAGUGGUGCAAUACAGAAGUGCGUGAUGGACAUUAUAUGCCUUCUCCCCAACCAGUGUCGAGGAUGUAGGCAGGUUGUGAGGAAGUCAGUCACAUAGAUCUCUGUUAGGGGUGAGAAGAGAUAAACCCAAAUGGGCAGGUAGCAGGUUCCUCCAAAACAUUGGUAUAGACAGUGUCGUGCAACUUCGAACAAGGCCCCGCAUUCCUAGUCAAA
This is a messenger RNA of Cryptotermes secundus, 902 nucleotides long. Its product is annotated as proteasome assembly chaperone 4. Gene Ontology annotation, biological process: proteasome assembly. Bases 185 to 604 code for a protein of 139 amino acids. The record is from RefSeq and is a predicted model, not a curated record. Lineage: Eukaryota; Metazoa; Arthropoda; Insecta; Blattodea; Kalotermitidae. The transcript has 2 exons.